Messenger RNA from Phytophthora infestans T30-4, 2211 nucleotides. Its product is annotated as RXLR effector family protein, putative. The record is from RefSeq and is a predicted model, not a curated record. The coding region runs from base 1 to 2076 and encodes 691 amino acids. The transcript is spliced from 2 exons. Lineage: Eukaryota; Oomycota; Peronosporomycetes; Peronosporales; Peronosporaceae.
AUGUCUCGCUGGCGUUUGAUCUCCCUCGCGUACUGCAGCCCUUACCUGGUGAGCAACCCUCAAUUCGCUACGUGGAUCAAGUAUAGCGAUGACCUAUCUGCAUCGCAUCCUGCACGCGAAAAAACAACGAUCUCAAAAUUGACGUCCUACUUCGGUGAUGAACCCCUGUCGAACAUGAUCAUUGCCGCUCAAAGGAACCCAGAGACGCAGGUUCUAGCUACCGACUUGCAGACCAGACAACUCCAGUACUGGUUAGACAACAAAAAGGCACCGGCCGAUGUCUUUAAGCUGCUGGAACUGAGCAAGGCUGGUGAUAAAUUGCUUGAAAACCCGCUUGCCACAGCGUGGCUAAGCUACGCGACUAACUUUAAAGAGAAGACCAUGAGCAAGGUAGACGAGAGCAUCCCGAUUUUGACGACUCACUACGGUGAUGAAGCGCUAUCAACCAUUUUGAUUAGAGCAAUGAAGACCCCCAGUACAGCGAAUGUCGCUGGAAAACUACAUAACGAGCAAAUUCAGCUCUGGUUGGACGCUGGAAAGCGCCCUAGAGACGUUUUCAAGUUCCUCGCACUCGACAAGGCAGGUGACAAACUACUUGAAAAUCCGCAGUUUGCGACGUGGCUAACGUAUCUGGACGAUUUCAACUCGAAAAAUACACGGAUAUCGAGAAUUGCAGUUAUGACGAAUUACUUUGGCGACGACAAGUUGACAGCUAUGCUGUUCGACGCUAUGAGGUCGCCAAGUACCGCUAAACUUGCAGCUAACCUUCAGGACGAGCAAAUCAAGCGUUGGCUGUAUACUGAGAAGUCUCCUAGAGAUGUUUUCCAGUUCUUGUCGCUAAGCAAGGCAGGUGAAAAGCUGUUUGAUCACCCUCAAUUCAUGAAGUGGGUGUCGUACGUGGAUGAUCUCAACACAGCAAACCCUGACAAAAGAACGAGCUUAAUGUCGGUUUUGGCAGCGCAUUACGACAGCGACGGACUGAUAAAAAUGCUGGAAUCGGCAAAGAAUGUCCCUGGGUCAGCGAAACUGAUAAGGGAAUUGGAGACCGAGCAGAAGUGGCUGGCGAAAGGAACUCCAGACGCAUUUUUCAAGCAACUCAAGCUUGACAAGUUUGAUGACGAUGUGCUGAGCAACCCGCAGCUGAAGACUUGGAUCAACUAUAUGAAGGAGUACAACGCGGCCAAUCCCAAAUACAAGGCUACAUUGAUCGGGACUAUGGCUGCGAAUUAUGGAGAACUCAACCUGGUUUCAUUGCUUGAUAAGGCCACACACGUGAAAGAUACGGCGGGUGCUGCCAAGAAGCUACAGAGCGAGUUAUUUCAACGUUGGAUGCAGAAAGGCUGGACUCCGGAGUACCUCUUUACUAACGUGUUUCACCUUGCUCAAGAAAAAGAUGAGCUAUUUACGAACCCGCUGGUGAUCACAUGGGGCAAAUAUCUGAGUGCAUACAACCGUGAAAAUCACGGCAAGGAAACGACCAUAUGGACGAUGCUGGCGGCUACAGGCGUUAAUAUCGAGCUCGUGGAGCGUAUGGUCGGCAAACUCCCAAGUGAUACUUUUUCUAUGCUUCGACUCGCCGAGAAGGGAGACGACCUACUAGCAAGCCCCCAAUUUGCCACUUGGAUUCAGUACCUCGAUGACUUCUACUUGACGUUUCCUGAUUUACAAAGAACCAUGAUGAAGACAGUACGUGGACAUCAUGAUGACAAAUCGUUGGUCAAGAUGAUUAUUUCAGGGAUGAAAGUCUCAAGUACAGAGAAGAUUGCUAAACGCAUGGAGCGCGAGCUGUUGAAAAACUGGAAUGUCUCUCGUAAGACCAGGACCCCGGAUCAAAUCUUUGAAGGCCUCGAUCUUGAACUAGCAGGCAAAACGCUUUUCGCCAGUCCGUUCUUGGAGAUAUGGAUCCAGUACAUGGCCACUUACUACAAGCAGAAGCCAGACAUGAUUAGAACUUUUCUGAAAUACUAUGAUGAGGAUGAGCUGUUUCAGAUGAUCAAAACGGCCAAGAGCAAUCCAACUACAGAAAAACUGGCCUCAGACGUCGAGCACGCGCUCUCCCUAUACAAGAAGAAUUAGGAAUCCAAACCCGAUCCGUAAAAAAUAGUUGCAGACCCACUAUUUUUUCUCUUUUAGCUAUUUCUUCAUACUUUUUUCGCUUAAAGUAAAUUCUGCACAACGUGUCGAAUAUCACUAUUGGCGUGAUAGAGUGAU